AUUGUAAUAGACUAUCAAAUUACUAUUAUAAAAUAAUGAAAACUUUUUUUUCAUUUAUUCAAUUUAUAUUACUAUAUUAUAUCAUUGAAAUAAGUAGUAUUAUCUAUACAAAAUCAAUAAAACAACCUAAUAAAUAUGAACCAAAUUGGAAUUCAUUAGAUAAACGUUCAUUACCUAAAUGGUAUGAUGAAGCUAAAAUUGGUAUAUUUAUACAUUGGGGUGUAUUUUCUGUACCUAGUUAUCGGACUGAAUGGUUCUGGUGGAUGUGGCAAGGUGAUAAAACAGCAAUGCCUGAAAUACCGGAAUAUAUGCGUAAAUAUUAUGAACCAGAUUUUGCCUAUGCUAAUUUUGCAAAACAAUUUCAUGCGGAAUUUUUUCAACCUGAUAAAUGGGCUGAUUUAUUUCAGAAAUCAGGGGCACGUUAUGUAGUACUUACUGCGAAACACCAUGAAGGUUUUUGUAAUUGGCCGUCUAUUACUUCAUGGCAAUGGAAUUCAAUGGAUAUUGGUCCAAAUCGUGAUUUAGUCGGUGAUUUGGCUACAUCUAUUCGUAAAAGAACUAAAUUGAGAUUUGGUGUCUAUCAUUCAUUAUUUGAAUGGUUUAAUCCAUUAUAUUUACAUGAUAAAGCAAAUAACUUUACAACACAAACAUUUGUUGAACAAAAAACAAUGCCAGAAUUAUAUGAUUUAGUAUUACGUUAUAAACCAGAAGUAAUAUGGUCUGAUGGUGAUGCUGGCCCAGAUACUUAUUGGAAUUCAACACAAUUUCUUGCAUGGUUAUAUAAUGAAUCACCUGUAAGAGAUACAGUUGUUACAAAUGAUCGUUGGGGUGAUGGAUGCAUAUGUAAACAUGGAGGUUAUUAUUCAUGUGAUGAUCGUUUUCAUCCUGGUAAAUUAGUAAAACACAAAUGGGAAAAUUGUAUGACAUUAGAUUGUUGUUCAUGGGGAUUUAGAAGAGAAAUAACUUUAGAUAAAAUAUUAACACCAGAACAACUUAUUUCCGAAGUCAUUGAAACUGUUACUUUUGGUGGAAAUAUUCUCAUUAAUGUUGGCCCAACUUCAUGGGGAACAAUUUCACCUAUUUAUGAAGAACGUUUAUUACAAUUAGGCGAAUGGUUGUCUAUAAAUGGUGAAGGUAUUUAUGCUACUCAACCAUGGAGAAUUCAAAAAGAACCAAAUUAUGAUUUUGUUUGGUAUACUUAUAAACCAGUAAAGGAUAGUGAGGAUAUAAAUGAAUAUAUCAAAAUGCCAUUUAUAUAUUUACUUCAAAGAAUAUCAUAUAUUAAACAAAAUCCAUCUAUAGUAUAUGCACAUUUAACAAAAUGGCCAAAUAAAGAUUGUAAUGAUGAUUUAACAAAAAUCUCAUUAUUAUCAUCAAUGAACUAUCAAAAAUCAAUAACUAAUUGUAAAAGACAAUUAAAUUUGGCAUCAAUUAGUGUUCAACCAAAUUUAUCACAAUUUACUUUAUUAGAUGGUAGUUUAACUGGUAUUCAAUUAUCCUAUCAAAUAAUGAAUAAAACUACAAUGAAUGGUGUCAUUAUUAAUUUACCUGAUUUAAUUAUAAAUAAUAAUGGAAAAUCAUUAAAUUAUGCAUGGACAAUACGUAUGACCAAUGUAUUUUAAUAAUUGAUUGCAUAUUAUGAUUUGAUUGAAAUAUUAGGUAACAAUAUGAAUUGUCCCAUAGCAACAAAAAGAGAAAGGAAAAAUACACACACAAAAAAUCAAUAAUGACAACAACAACUGAAUUUCUAAUGUUUCACAACUUAAUUUGUUUCUGUUUUAACGAUUAUUUAUAAAAUAUGAUUAACAGAGUAUACAUUAUAUGAGGGUAAUGGAAUGUAAUAUUACAAUGACAAUCAAUAAUUAUAUGAUAUGAUUAAAGUUAGAUAUAUGGGUAUUUUUUAAAAAAAAAACAAUUUAAGUUUCUAUACAUUGAACCAAUCACUAAUGUAUGUGUUUGUUUUUUGUUUUACUAAACGUUUUAUGAAUUUUUUAAGAUCAUUUUGAUAGAUGUACUUUGAUUAAUUUGAUAUUUUCACAGUUGAAAUCAUG
Molecule: messenger RNA, 2051 nt
Organism: Schistosoma rodhaini
Lineage: Eukaryota; Metazoa; Platyhelminthes; Trematoda; Strigeidida; Schistosomatidae
Source: the annotation of a GenBank genome assembly